UUAAAAGAGAGUUUUAUUAUGCACAAAAAGAAUGUUGAAAUUUAUCAUUCGGGAUUUCUCAUUAAAUCACCACCAAAUCCGAAAGGUUCUAUUUUCAAAGCUCGUUGGCGUCGUCGAUGGUUCACACUUAAACAAGGCGAAUUACCAGGACAAUUUUUCCUAGAAUAUUUUACGGAUAACAGCUGCCGAAAAAGAAAGGGAGUAAUAGAUUUGGAUCAAGUCGAACAAGUAGAUGCAGGAUUAUCGUUAGACAGGGCAACAAUAAAAUUCCAGUGGAUGUUUGAUAUGAAAACUCCGAACCGAACUUAUUAUUUAUCCGCAGACAAUGAGCAAGAUAUGCGAGAUUGGGUAAUGGUAAUUUGUCAAGUAUGCAACCUUCAAGAAACAGAGGAUAAAAACGGUGGAAACGAUUCAUCAUCCUCAUCAACCAUAACAGCACAAUACUAUAAUGUCGGGCCAAAUAACGAUUUUGAAGCAAAAGAGAUUACCCAAAAUGAUUUAUCAACAAAUACAGACAGCACAUUGCUGAUGAAUACAGUGUCUGACUUUUCUGCAGUAUCUAAUCGAACAAAUCAGCAUUUAUCAAUUGUCAAUGAAUACGAAAACGAUGAUUUUGUAGAAAGCCGAAAUAAUAAUCAUGACGAAGGAAAAAAUUAUUCAAACCUGUUGCCCAUUGAAUCAUCUCAAAAGGAAAAAUCUAUAAAAACUGCUGUUACAAAAUCUACUGGGGCCAUAAAAAAAAUUCCUGAAAACUUAAAGCUACGUUUUGAUGAUAAAAUCAAUAAUAAUGGAACAGAGGACUAUACUUUAAAUCGUGCUUCUGGACCUUACAUUCCACUAAGCGAUUGUUUCAGUGGAAGUCCUGUCUUAUUUAAAAAUGAUGGAGAUCCAAAAACUCCUUUGAACUCAUUAGAUCCCAAAUUUUAUGAGACACCUCGUUCACACAUAACAAAUAUCGGACUUAAUCUUACUGAUGACCAACCAAUUUCUCCCAAGAAAAUAAACUUACAACAACAAAAUUCUAAAAGCAUCAAUUCAUCCCCAACCGAUUCUGGUGAUUCGAUGACAGAUGAAGAAUGGAAUGAACCGAAAAUUGUUGAACGUAAAACAAGACCAUCCGAUAGUUCUAUAGAAAAUGAAGCUAUUAUUACUACGACCGGUCAGAGUUAUAUGAAAAUGCCUGUUAAUAACCCAAUUCCAUUACCACCCAAACGAAUAAGCAUAGUUUUUGAUAAAAAACAAGAUUUGUCUGAUACGGAAGAAAAUGUCUCACCUAUUAUAACAUCAAUUGGACCCAAAGAAAAAUCAUCUUUUGUAGACGAUAGCUAUGAUUUUCCAAGAUCUCACAACAUUCAAUUGUUUAGUGGAAGCCAUCGCGAUAUUGGAAAAAUAGGAUCAUCUUCAUCCAUUCAUGGACAUUUAAUGACAUCAACUCCUAAUUUAAUUCAUAGCGCAUCGACAAAUGAUAAAAAUUUUUAUGGAAAUGCACCACCACGCGAGCGAAAUGUUUUUGUUUUUGAUCAUGAAUCGAUUUCCAUGCCACCGCCUCCAGAGGUUAAUCGCACGCUAAAACCCAAGAAAAAUGGAAAAGCUACAAACAAAAAUAUCCAAAACGCACCUGUUAUUGAUAGAAAAUUAAAGCCAUCAACUUCAAAGUCGCUAGUUAUGGCAGAAACAAAUUUACCGAAAAGACGCGGCCCAGAAACAAUCUCAUUGACAGAAGUUGAUGACUCAUUACUUAAUGACUCAUUGGCAUCAAAUCAAUCAUUCGGCUUAUCACCAAAAACUCCCGAUCGACUACAAUAUUUAGACUUGGAUCAUACUAGUAGUCCCCAAAAAAGCAUGCUUGGAUCAAUUGCAGCAACAUCGAUUGCUAGUAAUAUGGCAAGUUUAGACAUUUCAUUAAAUGGGUCUAUUAAAGAGGGUGUUGGAGUUGCAUAUACGACUGUUGAUUUUUUAAAAACGGAUGCUUUUAACAGAGUCCGCGAAGAUUCCGAAAUGACAAGAGCCAGUAAGUCAAGAAUCAAAAAUUGAGUACCUUUAUAAUGCAGAAAAAUA
Messenger RNA from Chironomus riparius, 2058 nucleotides. The record is from the annotation of a GenBank genome assembly. Lineage: Eukaryota; Metazoa; Arthropoda; Insecta; Diptera; Chironomidae.